This is a messenger RNA of Uranotaenia lowii, 6258 nucleotides long. RefSeq lists its product as uncharacterized. The coding region runs from base 254 to 1849 and encodes 531 amino acids. NCBI's taxonomy places the organism in Eukaryota, Metazoa, Arthropoda, Insecta, Diptera, Culicidae. Gene Ontology annotation, cellular component: cytoplasm. The record is from RefSeq and is a predicted model, not a curated record. The transcript has 6 exons.
AUUUUUUCAUUCGCGUUUUGUCAGCAGUUGAACCAACCUCGUUGCGUGCACUUGUGGACUAAUUAAUCGUGAUUUUUUUUACUACCCAUUAUUAUCUGGUGAAUAACCAGGGCGAGGAAUUGAAACGAAAAUCUAUCGAACAGGAGUUCGAGAUCGAAGUUUUGGCUUUGCUAUUAGCACUCGUGUUAUAAAGGCUGCAUCACCAGAGAUUUAGCCAGAUAAACCGUUAGGAUCUUCCUGUUACAUUUUCGAAAUGGCAACAGAAACCGAAACAACCCAACAGGAGGCGCCGGCGGCCGAGACGGAGGCGACUCCAGUCGAAAAACCCGUCACCAAGCGGACACUCCGACUGGAUGUGUGGCGCAAAGUGCGGGAACUGAAGCUGGCCACUUCGAUUCCCUUCACGCCGUACAACAAAAUUCCCAGCUUUAAGGGAUCGGAUAAGGCAGCCGAGCUCCUGGCCGGAACGGAAGAAUUCCAGAAAGCAAAAUCUGUUAAGGUCAACAUCGACCUGUCCCAAGAACAGAUCAAGCUCGAGGUCCUGAAGGCCAAGAAAACUCUGUUCAUCCCAUCGACGCACCGUUCGGCCAGCGUUUAUGCCAAAAUCAAACCAUGCAACCUGGAGGAGAUGGAUGCCGAUCGCCAGAAGCGACUCAUCAAGCUGAAAGAUGGCGAGGACACGUUUGAUGAAAUUGAUAUCAACAACGUUGAGCCACUGGACAUUGUUGUGGUGGGCUCCUGCGUGGUUUCCCGGGAGGGUCACCGCAUCGGCAAGGGCAAUGGAUACGUGGAUUUGGACAUCGGCAUCCUGACCGAGCUGGGCAUCAUCACCAAAGACACGCUGAUCGUGACGACGGUUCAUGACAGCCAGGUGGUCGAUACUCUUCCCGGGGAGCUGUUCCAGCCGUUCGAUCUGGCCCUGGACAUGAUCGUAACACCGACGGAGGUAAUCCGUACCAAGACCAAGUUGCCGCGGCCGACCGGCAUCCACUGGGGACUGUUGUCUUCCCGGCGGAUAGAGAUCGUGCCGGUGCUGAAGGCAAUCAAGGAACGGGAGGAAAAAGCCGGCAAGACGAUCGAACUGAAGGACGAAGACACCGACGUGGAAUCGUACACCAAGAAAGCCAAACAGCGCCGUAUGGUGCGAGGACAGAACCGUCGCCGUCGUCGCUCCGAGAAGCAAAACGGCGAGAGCCACGACGAUGGGGCAGAGAAAACCGACGGCGAAACCGGUGGUGAUGGCGAGCGAAGGGAGGGUGGCGGUCGGGGCCACCGUAGACCACGGUUCCGCAAGGGACCUCGCCGGGGGGACAAGGACGUCGGUGAGUCGGGAGCCGAAAAGUCUGAAGGCGAAGGUGGAUACAGCGAGAAGGAGGGUGGCGAUGGCAAAAAACAGAAUCGCCGUCGACGGCUGCCGAGAAACGGCGAAAAGGGUGAACGACGCAAGCCGAGCGGACGCGUCGAUCGGGAUCUGUGCAUUCGAGUAUCGAACAUUACCCGAUCGCUGCGAAUCAAAGAUCUCAAAAAAGAACUGCGGGCACGAAACUGCAAUCCCAUCUUCAUCACCUGGAAUGGAUACCACGGAAAAUGCUUCUUGCAUUUCGCUAAGAAUCCGGAGCUGGGAGAUGAGCAAGCUGGAGCCAACUUGUUGCAGCAGUUGGAAAAUUUGGUAUUGACGGUGAAUCAUCGCGAGAAGGAAGGCGGUGGUUCGCAGGAAGUGACCCUCAAGUGUGAGAUCAUGAAACGCAAGGAGGGUGGAGGAGAAGGUGGCGGAGAUGAACCGGCCGUAACCAAUGGAACCGUGCUGGAGGGAAGUCGUAUCGAAACGACUGACGUGACGGCCGUCUAAGUCGACACGCUAACACAGAAUGUCCGAAUAUCGGUGAGAACUACCGGUUCGCUAGCGGUCUUUUCGGGAAGGCUCUUGAACGGUGUGUUCCAAUCGUCGUGUGACCAACGCGUCGUGGUCAACAAAAUCUCUUUAAAAAUAUUGUCGUCAGUCCCUAAAUGUACAAAACAAUCAAAAGGAAGUUGUUUCUGAAGGAGAUUUCGCCUACGCUAUUGUGAAUUUUUAAGAAGGUCGCCAUCGUCGAUUAGGUUAGGAGAGUCUGAAGAAGAAAAAUUAAGGAAUCGGUUCCCUGGGGCAGCGCAGAUGGAACUACUUCUACGUUACUAAGCCGCAAAUCCAAUCUGCCACCUUCGGGGGAACCUUUCGAAAAACAAAAAAAAAACCUCGUUAGAGUAACGAACGAACCCUCCAACAUUGUUUGAACCCAAUUCAUAAGUGUAAUUUUGCACCCCAGGUUCCACUUUCUGCCGAACGAAUUUUGGAACUAAUAUGAGCAAGCCAGCGCGCGGUGUUGCAAGGACACACCAAGCAAUCGGAUGCUAGAAUUUUUGUACCGUGGAACAUUGAGAAUCCUUUAUAAAUGCCACACACUGUACCUGUCGGCCUUCGGUGCUCGAAUUUUUUGUUUUCAUAGAAAGAUACAAGUUGCGAAGUUUUACAACGUUAUGGUGUACACGCUUCGGACAGUUGAGGGUGCUACCAUUGAUUACUUCGUUACUUUUGGAAGUAAAUGGCGCCGAUUUGCCCGAGAAGAUCGCAUCGAGGGCUGCCAGAUGUCUCCAGAAAAAGGGUUUCGGUGAAAGUUGAUGAACGAUGCGACAGUUGUUAUUUCUUUUUCUUUGUUAUAUUAGUAUUGUUCUGCUGGCACACAAACAAAAACCCAAGUACAUAAACACAGAAACAUUUUCAAAAGCAAAAAAUAACUACAAGUAACCGAAGAUUAACAGAGAUUAUUUAUUUAGCAUUAGUAAGUGAAGAAAAAAACGGGACCGCGCCUCGACCGUUUGAUAACAAAGAAUGAAUUCUCAAGAGAUAUUGUUAGGUUUUGGGUUUCAAUGGUUAGUUUUCAAUUUAUUAUUUUGUCUAAACGAGAGUGUCGUUCAAAAAGGAAAGCAAUUCCAUGGGAGCGCAAAUUUGACUACGUUUUUUUUUAUUCAAAUGUGGAAAACUGUUAUUUAUCUGAAGAGAGAAAAAGCAAACCAAACAUUUAUAAGGCUUCUUAAAUUUUUGUACACAACAACAUACCAUGUGAAACGGUAAAAUUACAGAAUGCAAUCCAUAAUACAUCUCUACUUUUGUUGAUUGAGAAUGAAAUGGAAUAAAUUCAUACUCUUACAAAAAUCAGUGAAAUAACUUAAUUUUUUUCGAGCAGAGAUAAAAAAAUAGUUGAGAUGGAAACAUACCUAUAUUGAGAAUGUUUACAUGAUAUUCAGUUUUAUUAGGCAAAUAUUGUUGAGGAGAGGUGCACAUAACGAAAGAGCGGCGACAUUUUCUUCUUGGCUACUGACGGUGAAAAAAAAAUUGCGGUACAAAAUAUACGUUAAACGGACGCGUUGGAGCAAAAGUGGCAUCUGAUGGCAAACUUUGAAAAUGAAAUCGAUGCCAACGUGUACUUGAUAUGAAAAAUAAAAGCAGUUCAAAUUAAAAUUUUUGUUCAAACAACUGAUUUGAGGAUGACGAUAGAUCAAAAUGCAUAAACAAAUGAUAAUCGUGUAACAUUGUUAAAAGAAAACUAAAUGAAGAAAUGACGGAAUAUGUGAGUUGCCGAGCGUACCUUUUUGUGCAGAGAAUGUGCAAGAGCGCUGCGACCGAAUAUAAUACAAUAAGCAAAUAUGAAAGAUUUUUCAAUCACUGAACGGCAACAGAAAAAAAACUCUGAUUUAAAAUGCCCUUACUAGGGUAUAUAGAUUUUUGUGGUUUCUAAUUGCGAAGAAACUUACCGGAGUCCCCCAAUGAGACAUGAUUCUUGUAAGAAGAAACGAGAGCUAAUAGAAAUAACAGCGAGAUUUUGGAAUUGAAAAACACGACGACAAUUUACAUUCUGCAAACAAUAACAGCUUAGCAAAGCAAAAUCUAAUAAUUAGUUUAUGGUUGAAAAGUUAGGUAAGGAUAUCGUGACUGGAAAAACUCCCAAGAGGAACAUUAAUAUCGAAGGAGAAAAUGCCGCAAGAAAUCUGGACGAAUGAAAGCAAAUAAUUGAUAAGAUGAGUGACACAACGAAACUUCGUCCAGUUUUCUAAUCGGCUGGGUAGUUCCCGACCUGGGAGACCAACAGUUUCAGUCUAUUCUAGAUUCUAGGGAUUAACAGCUCGGAUUCGAUUGGUCUUGGAUAAAUGGCAAAAAAAAAUCGUCGAUCCGAGUGGAAACCAAUUUUACCUUAUAUUAUUCACUCCAAUCAACCUAAAUGCGAUUGAUUUUGUACCUUUUCCCCUUUGGAAUAUUCAGAAGCUAAAUUAAAUUAUACGUAGUCCAACAAUGAUCGUAAGCUAGGAUAUAAGAGAGCAAAUUUAAGUGUUAGCAUAACUGCAUGUGAAAAUUGACUCUAACACUAGUGCAAACUCUUCAUCAGCAAAACGUGGAAAAAAGCGGAAUAAGCGCCCCGCUGUUAACAAAGUAUAAUAUGCAACAGAUAGUGUGAGCUUAGACGCUUUAUCCAAUUUUCUUGAUCAAGUUAAAAAAUUUCAAUGCAGAGACAAAAAUUAUUCUCAAGCAACAUUUGAACUAAAAUGGGAAACCGAAAUCAACGCUACUGACAAAGCAAAGAAAGGUUUUCUUCAUUACAAGACUAUAGGGUAAGAUCUAAAGGGCAAAGAGCCGAUUAACAAACAAGAAUAAUUAAAUAAACAGAUACACAAAAACAUGGUAAUCAGAGAAUAAUGAGUGUUUUGAAAUGUAGACUUGCGCAAAAUUGCACCCACUUAUCUCUCACAGGUAAACACGUACACAAAGAUGUAUAGAAGAACAAAAAGUUUGACAAAAAAAAAACGCGUGCAAUGAGAAAACUCACUGUCAUAAGAAUACAGACGAAGACAUGCGAAAAAAAAUCGCCGAAAAUUGGGUCCGAGUCGAAAAAUGUCCAACAAUUCCGCUCGGUCCCAUAACAAAAAAUAAACCGUGUGUCAAAGUUUUCUUUUAACAAGAGAAAAUCAAAAAGUUUUUCUUGUUUUUACUCAUCCAGCAGCAAGCUGUAUCAAAGAGUCUACUAAUUGAAUUAAUUAAGGGCACAAACCCGCACAGGGUGUGACCUCUGAUUGACAAAAGUAUAUCCUAUUUAGUCUCACUAACAAAUCACUAACACUGAAAGCAAAAUCGUAUUACACCUUUUACCUUUGAAAAGAAAAAAAAAUUAACGAACUCAAAUGAAAGUACACAUUCGGUGCUGAAAAACGCGCAAGAAUGUGACUGCAGUUUUGAACUACGCAAUAACAGACAAAAGGCGAAAGUAACAAUACAAAAAUGCAACGGAAAGUUGACACAGUAGAUUAAAAAGCAAAAACGAAAACAUACAGAAGAAAAUGCAUGCCCCCCAAUGUGGAAAGAAGGUAGAAAUAUAACUACAUUCGUGAACGUGCUGCGAGUCGCGCGAUGCUUAAAUUAGGCCGUAAAAUUUGAUAAUUAAUAGUCGAUCAAAAUGGUUUGGUUUUCCAAAAAAUUGCUUUGAAAAAUCCUUCAUUCUUGGGAAAGUAAUGGUUUUUUUUGUAAUUUGAAACAGCAAAUUCGAGGAUAUUCGUUCAUCCAACCAUUUUCCAUCCGUUAUUCGUUCAAAUAUUUAAAUUCGACGUUCAAAUUAGCAGGUUUUGUUUCGGUUCCUAUGCAGAACAUUUUUCUGAGCGGUUAAGACCAGGCGCAAAGAAAUAUGGCAAAGAGAAAUCAAAUUGAAGAAAACAAAUGAACAAGCAAAAAUCAACUCUAAACGAGUACACAACAAAACUAAGAAACCACGCCCAGGGAUUAAACAUAAACGAAGAACAACAACAAACAAAAACUUAACGUUAAAAGCUAACACACAAAUCUGAAUCGAUAGUAAUAAUUGCAUUUGUUUUUUGUUUCUUGGUCUAUUUAGAAAUGUUUUCACUCCCGUUUUUAUGAGAAAUCCUCAGAAAUAGUAAAACCGAAAAAAAUAACGGAUUCGAUAACCAAGGGAAUGGUAGGAACAAGCCGAAACCAAUAUGGAAACAAAACGAAACCAUAGGAAAUAGAAAUACAGGUUUGAGACAACGAUGGGGUUAAUGUCUGAGUACAUACUCAAAGAUUAACAAAGAUACAUAUGAAUGGACCCUAGAAAUUGGUUCACCAAACCAACUGUAUUGAGUUUGUAUAUCUAUUUUCACUGGAUUGAUUGUUUGUAUGAAUAAAACAUGAGUAAAUGAACAAUAACAAUUUUGAAUAAAAAAUUUUUACGCCUACAA